CGAUCCAGCGUCUCUCCAUUCAGCCUCGUUCACCUGUGUACGUCGACGCUAGUGUGAACGAAGGGAUACCGGGGACAGCAGCGAACCUUUACUUUUACGCUAUCUGGCUAAGACGCUGAGAUUUGAUCGACCAAGUAAAAGGUUCUUUGCUAUGCAGAGGUUUAAUGCAUUGUAAAGAAGAAAAUGGGCGAUAAGAAUGAUAAAGGCCCUAUUACUCGUAAAAGAAGGACCACCAUCUCUGGACCAGGGGGUGCAACUUUGAAACAGGCGAAUGGGACUCGGACAGAUGCUUGUGACGCUAUUGAGGCGCAUCACAGCAAUGGUAAAUCGAAGGAUCUGAAGGCGCAGGAAUCCGCCACCCCGACGCGAAAGGACAAAGGGAAGCAUGAGAUCAUUAACGAGAGACUCAGCUGUCACAAAUUGCAGGAGUCCUUGCUAAGCUCGGCCAGCGGCUACAGUAACUACAGAGGCAUCCUUAACUGGUGCGUUGUCAUGCUGGUCUUGAGCAAUGCACGCCUUUUCCUUGAAAACAUCAUAAAGUACGGGAUAUUAGUGGACCCGAUCCAAGUGGUGUCGCUGUUUUUGAAGGACCCCUACAGCUGGCCUGCCCCGUGCCUUGUCAUCGUCUCAAAUGUGUUCCUAAUGGCAGCUUUGUAUAUAGAAAGGAGGCUGUCAGUGGGCACAGUCUCCGAACGGUUUGGGACGCUUCUUCAUACAGCCAACCUCUCUACCAUCCUUUGCUUUCCAGCGGUCACAGUGCUGACGGUGAACUCCAUAACCCCAGUGGGUGCAGUCUUUGCUCUGGGUGUGUACACCAUCAUCUUCCUGAAGCUCUACUCCUACAGGGACAUGAACAAGUGGUGCAGAGAGAUCAGACACGCAAAAGCCCGAACCCUGUCCAGGUCCCAUUCCUGCCCAACAGUACAGAGGUCCAAUGGAUCAGCAGUACAGGCCCAGGUGUCCUACCCAGGGAACCUCACACACAGAGAUUUAUACUAUUUUGUUUUUGCCCCGACCCUCUGCUAUGAGCUGAACUUCCCGCGGUCAACUCGGAUACGCAAGCGUUUCCUACUCAGGAGGCUUUUUGAGAUGCUAUUCUUCAUGCAGUUGCUGGUCGGAUUAAUACAACAGUGGAUGGUACCAACUAUUCAGAACUCCAUGAAGCCAUUCCAGGACAUGGAUUUCUCCAGAAUGAUUGAGCGACUCCUCAAACUGGCAGUUCCCAAUCACCUGAUCUGGCUGAUCUUUUUCUACUGGUUCUUCCACUCUUCCAUGAACUUUGUGGCUGAACUGAUGCAGUUUGGGGACAGGGAGUUCUACAGAGACUGGUGGAACUCUGAGACGGUCACGUACUUCUGGGCGAACUGGAACAUCCCUGUGCAUAAGUGGUGUCUCAGGCACUUCUACAAGCCCAUGCUGAAGAGGGGGGUCAGCAAGUGGGCCGCCCAGACGGCCGUGUUCCUGCUGUCCGCCUUCUUUCACGAGUACCUUGUGAGCGUCCCCCUGAAGAUGUUCCGCCUGUGGGCAUUCAUGGGCAUGAUGGCACAGAUUCCUCUGGCCUGGUUUGUGGGUCGAUUUCUGAGAGGCAACUAUGGCAACGCGGCGGUGUGGAUCUCCCUCAUCAUUGGCCAGCCAAUUGCCGUGCUCAUGUACGUCCAUGAUUACUACGUGCUCCACUUCCAAAAGUCGUGACCACUCCGGGGCACGAGCAGAGGCCUCAAACAGAGUACCAGUCCCUGAUACUCUCCACUGUUUCUUUACACAAGUAAAAUUAUACAGUAAUUAAAUGUCUAUUUUUUGAGGGGAAAUAUAAAUUUAGAAAGUAGUGACUCGACAACCAGAAUGGCUUUUUAAGGUGGUAUGGAUGGGAUAAGUAUUUUAAUGCAAUUGUUAGCCAUCCAGACACCAGCUAUUUGCACUUUGCUACUGUAGAGAGGUUGAGCUCUCCAGUAUUCAUGUGCAGUUAUUCUGUAACACUGCCCUGCCAAAGUGACGUCCAAGUACAUUUCUAUGCCUUCCCAUUCUUUCUUACUUGAAACUCAACUCUACAUAUCAGUAGAAUAUGAAAUUAAGUGCAGCCGUCCUUAAACGAGCACCAGACUGUAAGUGUGUUUUUUCGGUACGUUCAGCACUUCUGUUGCCUUUUGGAACAUCUAACCUGCUCUGUCAGCUUCUCUUUGCUCAUGGUUUUGCAUUUUCUGUUAUGGCUGCAAGUAGAACAGGAACCAGUGUUGCAGUUAUGUUGUCUAGUUUCUUGAUUUUUUUCUCUUUUUUUUUGCCUGGAUUUAUGUUAACCAUCAAGGGUCUUGCAAUAUGAAUUAAGCCCAUCUCUUUUGUUAAAUAAUUGAUUUUAUGUAACUAUUUAUUGUUUCUUUGCACUAUUUGCAUACUGGCAUUUGCGUACUGCAUGGUGUUUUGUGUAUAUUUGCCAAGCAAUAGACAAAGUACUUUUGAGUACUUACAGGCAAUUCAGUAAAUGCAGUUGAGUAUUAUUUAAAAUAAGACAGACAUUUGACUUUACCCAUUGCCUUCAUAUUCACCAAACCUUAUUUAAAUAAUCUAGUUGAAAAAAGAACAAUGAGGCAUAUAGUGUAAUGUCAAAGGAUAACCUUUAAGUUAAAAUCACAGCCUCAUCAAGUCAACAGUAUUUACUGUUUCCUUGGUCCAUUCCAGAACUUUGCACUCUAACAGUUCAGUGAAGUAGUAUACUCUUAUUUCUGUUUAAGUACUCUUAAUGUGUUUGGAAUGGAGCUAUGAAAGAGUUUAUUUUUCUAAUAACCACUUUCAGUAUGGCACUUUUUGAUCUGCACGUUUUGAAUUGAUGUCACAUUCAAAAAUGAGUUUAUUUAAGCAGAAAAAUGCAAAUGCUUAUGUGCCUGUAAACAACUGAGCCAUUCAGUGACGUCAUUCAGCUUCUGUAAGGAAUUUAUUUUCUGUUCAGUACCUUUUAAGUUUGUUUCAGUAUAUUGGAAAAUUAUUUGUAUUGAAUUAUGAUUUAUGUAUAAGCAAUGGCAUGAUGAAGGUCAUGUACCACAGUGAGCAUAAAUAUUCAGGGAUGUAACUGCGUGUAAGUUCAGGGUUGGCUUUGAUCCUCACCAAAAAUAGCAAAACCGAAUGUAUAAUUUAUUUGAUCUAAAAAAUAAGUGAAAAUAUAAGGAAAUAAGAGCAAACUUUGUGAAAGCUAACGGUUUACCUGGCAUAUUGUUUUGUUACCUGGCAUUCCACAAAAGGGAUUGUUUUAUGAGAGGAAAUUCAAACAUAUUCUAUUUUUGGCCUCACAAAUGCAUGGGGCUUCAAAAGUAUUUUUUCCAUAAUAUUAAUUGACUAUAUAAAGAAGAGUCAGAGAGGGCAAAUCAUUGUCUGUUUCAUCCUGUGGGAAUCUGUGAUUGUGACCUUAUUUUCCUAGUCUUUUUCUCUGUGGUGACAUUUUGUAAAUUUAGAUACUUGGUUAUUUUCUCUGUUCUCGGCUCCCAUUUUGGUAGCUGUGAAAUAAAGUCCUGC
Messenger RNA from Megalops cyprinoides (Indo-Pacific tarpon), 3501 nucleotides. RefSeq names its product diacylglycerol O-acyltransferase 1a (gene dgat1a). Bases 184 to 1692 code for a protein of 502 amino acids. Gene Ontology annotation, molecular function: diacylglycerol O-acyltransferase activity. Gene Ontology annotation, cellular component: endoplasmic reticulum membrane. Gene Ontology annotation, biological process: triglyceride biosynthetic process. The transcript has 17 exons. The record is from RefSeq and is a predicted model, not a curated record. Lineage: Eukaryota; Metazoa; Chordata; Actinopteri; Elopiformes; Megalopidae.